AUGGUCAGGGGCGCCCGAGUGCUGGAGCUGGGUUGCGGAAACGGCCUUUGCUCGCUGGUGGCGGCCUCGCUGGGGGCGUCCGUGCUGGCAAGCGACUACAGGCAACUUCCCCUGGACUUGCUGCGUGCGGCCGCCGACGCCUGUGGAGCGCGGGUCUCCGAGCGCCUUCAAACCACGGUUCUGGACUUUGCCGACCCCAUGCCCUCCGCGCUGGCGGUGUCGACACGUCAUCGCGCGGAGAAGGUGUCCCCCACCGCUGAGCCACUUCCGGACCAUGACCUUCUCAUUGCAGCAGAUGUGGGCUACUCGAAAGCCUUGGCUUGGCGCCUGGGUGAGCGCUGUCGAGAAUCCCUCCAGCGCGGCAGGCGCGUGCUCGUGUGCGAGAGCCGCCAGAUGCCGGAGUGCCGCCUGGCCUUCUCCGAGGCAUUGAACCUCGACCAGAAGCGGGUGUACCGCCUGGCGCCCCGCGAGCCAGUGCAGGUUGAGACUGGCGCGCCACGAUGCCAGGAGUCCAUCCGAAGCCUUUGGUACUUGGAUGCCGGCGGAGGAGGAUAG
Molecule: messenger RNA, 555 nt
Organism: Symbiodinium natans
Lineage: Eukaryota; Dinophyceae; Suessiales; Symbiodiniaceae
Source: the annotation of a GenBank genome assembly